AUGUCUCAAGGAUGGCUCGAAUGUGAUGGAGACCUCUUGAUACUUGUUGAGACUGAUCUAAAUCGCUCCAUGGACUCUGGCUUUGUCGACAUUACCAUGGGAUCUCCAGCAUCAAUCCCUACACUGGGUACCAGACGAAACUGGAUGUCUACUCACGAUCAGAUCAACAGCGCACUCCAAACACUGCGGGAUGGUUGCAUAUCUAUCCUAGACUUCCUCAUCACAAUACUGGACCCUGCUGAUGCAUCUGUUGGAUUAUCAAACCUUCAUCAUGGACACUCGGUACCGAUCGUCUACCUCAUACCUAUAUAUUCUCGCUUGUUCCCGCACCUUGUGCUAUCCUCAGUUGACUUCAUACAUCGCUGA
Suillus plorans is the source of this 366-nucleotide messenger RNA. RefSeq lists its product as uncharacterized. The transcript has a single exon. Bases 1 to 366 code for a protein of 121 amino acids. NCBI's taxonomy places the organism in Eukaryota, Fungi, Basidiomycota, Agaricomycetes, Boletales, Suillaceae. The record is from RefSeq and is a predicted model, not a curated record.